This is a messenger RNA of Neurospora tetrasperma FGSC 2508, 985 nucleotides long. RefSeq lists its product as uncharacterized. NCBI's taxonomy places the organism in Eukaryota, Fungi, Ascomycota, Sordariomycetes, Sordariales, Sordariaceae. The transcript is spliced from 3 exons. Gene Ontology annotation, cellular component: Sec62/Sec63 complex. Bases 1 to 666 code for a protein of 221 amino acids. Gene Ontology annotation, biological process: post-translational protein targeting to membrane, translocation. The record is from RefSeq and is a predicted model, not a curated record.
AUGUUCAGCCUCGACUGGCGGGGGCUUGUGCUCCCCUUCGCCUAUCUGAUUGUCCUGACGGGCACCUUCAUGACCUUUUCCACAAUCUACCGCAAGAGGAAAGCCCAGCAAAGCGCAAACCUCGCACCAUGGUUCGGUCCUCACCUCCAACGCAACGUCUACCUGUCACUCCUCCACAUGGAGCCCGAGAACGGAUCCGAAAAGGCACCUAAAGUUCCCGAAAGUGUGCUCCGGGCGGCUCUGCUGCGCCGCGCUGUCGAAGACAUCCACCGUAUUAUCCAGAUCCGCGCCGCCAAGGCCGCCUGCAGCUCUCUUUUGCAGCGUGGAAGCAUCGGCGAUGAUCUGUGGCAAAGGUUCCAGCGUGCUGAGAAGGAAAUGGAGGAAGAGCUUCGUGAUGUUGUAAUGGAGGCCAACGCACUCGCUCCCAACUGGGGACAGAGCAUCUUCCAAACCGCCAACGAGAUUGCUGCCAACACUGUGCUGCGCGAGCGCCUUGACGAGAUCCAGGCUCAGGCAACACAGGAAAAGGAGUGGUGGGAGAAGCGCAGGGCCACCGUUAGAAGCGAGUUCAUGAAGGAACUGGAAGGGGAUGAGACUGGUACUGGUACCCCUGCGGACACCAGCUCAGUCACCUCAUCGCCGUCGAACAAGAAGGGCAAGAACUAGAGGUCACGUCCUAGCGAGCGGUGCAUGAGAGUGACGUGAGCAUCUCGCAUAGAGAUCUCCGGGGUGGCUGUACAAUAAGAAGAGAGGUAUGGGAGGGCAGGGCAGCGUGGGGCUGCGUUGGGCAAGCAAUUGCAUUCUUCCAUGGCGUUUAUGGGUUGGGACCUGCAGCAAAAUAUUCAAGGGUAUACUUUUUGGGGGGGAGCCUCUUCAGGUCGUUUACGGGUCUUGGUCGAGAUAUAGUACAGCCCACAGCGUCCUUGGGUUUGGGAUUCUUACGUAGACUUCAAUACCUACAUUGGUCAAUAUACGAAUGAAAGCG